AUGAAUUGGUACGAUGUAAACACUGUUGGCGAUAGGAACGAUGUGAGUCCCAGCAAAAGUCCCAGCAACAAUAACAAUUUUCCACCCACUCCGACUAAAUCACGACUAAAUUUCAACCACAUAAAACAUUUGUAUCCUGAUAAGCCACCCCAGAUCACACACAGUGACAAUAACAGUUAUGAAAGUCUACUAGCUCCACCCAACGCUAAUCGUCAUCCCAGCUUGUCCCUUGAUUCGAUUCCUUAUGAAAAUGGGGCUUCGGAUGAGUACGAGUCAAGCAUCCCUUUAAGUCUAACAGCACAAGAGUUGACAUUACAGGAAUCAAAGACGUACAUGAGAUGGUACAGCGAUAUAUUGGCAAGAACUAAUAGUCGAACUAUUUCAAUAUGGGAUGUGUUUAGUUUCCUCACCAACUUCAAAAUUGCCGAUAAAAUAAGAGAGCAAAUAAGUCAUAUUUUCCACAAGAUCAGUCAAAGUAUCAAUAUUGGAGAGUUUUUUGCAUUGCUAAGAGUGAUAAGUCAUACGUUAAGAGGAGAGAAACCACUGAGGAAAUUGAUCAAAGUUGUGGCACCGGUGCCGACUCCACCUUCUAUUUUAUCGAAAAAGAGACUCAAUGACGAAGAGGACAGCUCGAAUGAGGACAGAAGUGAUGGAGAGGUAGACAAUGUACAAGACGGAAAAUCAAAUAACGAUUCCAAGUCAAUGGCUCCACUUGACAUUGAUGGGUUCACACAGUUUUUAUUAACUGGAGAACGACCAGGUUCUAACUCCUCAACCAACUCCAACUCAAAUUCUCGAAAACGCAAAUCUAAGAAGGUUAAAUUUUCCGAUCAGGUUGACGUGCAUGAUGAUUCAAAUUACUUAACACCAAUGGAAUCUCCACAACCAGUUUCACAAAAUCCCUUGGAUUACACAUUGCCCAUGGAUCAACUACUCAAACAAAUGCAAAAUAAUCAGCAACUGCAAAACCCACAAGAACAAGAAGAAGAGAAGGAAGUGUUAAAAGAUGUUGAUAUCAACAAUUUCCAGCACUUGAAUUCUGUUGACACGGUAUCUGUUGGAGGUACACCAGUUCCACCAUCAAAUUUCGACAAUUCUGAUGGACAAGAUGGUAACUUAUUGAAGCCAAAUAUGACAGGUCCAGCACAAAUAUCCAAAAUGUUUUCUAGUCUUCAACCAGAUUUUAAAACAAAUGAGCCUGAUUUGAAACCAUUAAGACCAAAUGUAACUGGUCCUGCUGAUAUGGCAAGACUAUUUUCACCACCAGCAGUCCAAUCUCCACAGCAGGUGCAACAAUUGCAACAAUCGUUAUCACCACCGCCAAUACCACAGCAACCGCAGCAACCGCAGCAACCGCAGCAACCGCAGCAACAACUGCAACAACUGCAACAACAAGAAUUACCCAAAAUAUCUCUACUGGCUUUUACCUCCCAAAUGACAGGUCCAACCAUGGAAAAUACGUUGCAGAAUACAUUGCAAAAUGGGAAACCACCAGUACCACGCCAUAGAUCGUAUUCAUCGCCAAUACCGAAUAAGCCUGCACCACCACCUCCCCCGCCAAGGAGAAGAAAUGCUAGUGGCAGAGGCGUCUCAUCUCCUCAACCUCCACAAGUACAGCAAUCACAAGCACAACAGCAGCCACAGCAACUACAACAACUAUCACAGCAAUAUUAUCCACAGCAGAAUCAACAACAGCCACCUGCAUUGCCUCCAAAGAUUCCAAACAUGUAUGUGUCGGGGAGUUCCAACAAUGAUUCAACAGGAAAUAUCUUAGACGACUUAAAAGCAUUACAGGACGAGGUUGACAAGAUAAGGAACUUGACUGGUGGGUUUUAA
Lodderomyces orthopsilosis Co 90-125 is the source of this 1836-nucleotide messenger RNA. RefSeq lists its product as uncharacterized. Lineage: Eukaryota; Fungi; Ascomycota; Pichiomycetes; Serinales; Debaryomycetaceae. Bases 1 to 1836 code for a protein of 611 amino acids. The record is from RefSeq and is a predicted model, not a curated record. The transcript has a single exon. Gene Ontology annotation, molecular function: RNA binding.